GUAGCUGAGGACAAGAAGGGCAUUUCUUUCAUUGUGUUCAGAUGGUUGAAUCUGUGUUUAUGGGUAGUUUGUGCUUUACUGUUAUGUCUUGACUCUGAAGAGUUGGGUAAAUGUGUGCAUUUACAGUUGGUUACAGAAGAAACUGUGACACUCUAGCAUGUUUUUUUUAGAUAUUUUAUAACAAAAGUUGCCUUUCUUUCGGUGAUAAUCAAACAAAACAGUAUUUUGCAGUCCCUGAGUCAUGUUUAUGAUAAGCUGUACAGCUGGUCAAGAAGUGGAUUUGUCAGAUUAUCUGAAUCAUCAUGAGCUUGUAACCAGAGGAGUCCUUCUUUAAUGAACAUCAAAACACUUUUGGACCACAAUUUAUUUUCCUGAGGAGAAUUAAGAGUAUUAGACACCGUUAUGUUGGGUGCAGAUGCCCACCUUGUGCUACACCAUGGUGACUGGUGAAAGCAUGUCACAUGACACAUGGUGCCAGACUUCAGUGUUGCACUUUUAAGGGGCCUGCCAACUGCAGAGGGGGGCAAAGAGCCAUCCUUCUUCUCUGGAUUCACAUUCAUGCAAAACCAGCAGGUCAACAUUGUCCUCUACGCUGUCUCCUAUGCCUCUUACGCCUCCUGCUGAGCCGGACCAGGAACCAAAGAUGAACUGGGCGUCAUUUUAUGCUGUCAUCAGCGGUGUGAACAGACACUCCACAGGCAUUGGUCGCAUCUGGCUCUCUGUCCUGUUCAUUUUCCGCAUCCUGGUUCUGGUAGUUGCAGCGGAGAGCGUGUGGGGCGACGAGAAGUCCGGAUUCACCUGCAACACCCAGCAGCCGGGCUGCAACAGCGUCUGCUACGACCACUUCUUCCCCAUCUCCCACAUCCGCCUCUGGGCGCUUCAGCUCAUCCUGGUCUCCACCCCUGCCCUGCUGGUCGCCAUGCAUGUGGCCCACCGCCGCCACGUCGACAAGAGGCUCUACAAACUAUCAGGGCGGAGCAACCCCAAAGACCUGGAGCAGAUAAAGACCCAGAAGAUGAAAAUCUCUGGGGCUCUGUGGUGGACGUACGUCAUCAGCCUGAUGUUCCGCAUUAUCUUUGAGGUCACCUUUAUGUAUCUGUUUUAUAUGAUCUACCCUGGUUACAAGAUGAUCCGGCUGGUGAAGUGCGACUCGUACCCCUGUCCCAACACGGUGGACUGCUUCGUGUCGAGGCCCACAGAGAAGACUGUCUUCACCGUGUUCAUGCUGACUGCAUCAGGGGUUUGUAUUCUGCUCAACAUUGCAGAGGUGGUCUUCUUGGUGGGGAAGGCCUGCAGUAAGCACACUGCUGGAGACUCGACUGUGGGGGCUUGGAUCCAACAAAAGCUCUGCUCGUACUAAUAAAACACACAGAUUUCAUACUUGCACAAAGGGACAUAUAUAUGUGACAUUGGAUCCAAGCGACAGCCAUUGAUUUAACUUGUGAGUAAAGUGCAUAUAAUAUACUGUAUGUUGCAGUUUGACAUAGGAUGAUUUAUUAUUUAUCCAGUGGUUUAUAAUCUCAGUGACAAAGCAUUCAAUGCCAAAGUCACCAGACUUAAGCUAAUACCCCACAGGAACUACCGUUUACAUAUUCUGCUAUGAACCUAAAGACUGUAUACAGCAGCACUUUGUACUGACAUGAUGUAAUAUCUUGAUGUUAGGCCAAUAGACAUCAAUUAAGUAACAUGUUGUGACGAAAUAUGCCAACUGAUCACAUUAUAGGCUUUCAUUGUCAUGUACGUUGAUAUCCACAGUGGUGGACAUUUGUUUGAACUUGAAAUGAAAAUAUUAAACUAUGAAAUGUGACAAAUGUUAUUUAAAAUAAUAAGAGAAGUGUGCCGGAAAAUACAAUGUAGUAGUAUUUUGGGCGUUGUUAUUUAUAAUAUUCUAUUAUUUACAUUAAAUAUGAUCACAAACAUCACGUGUUUGCCUAAUCACCAUGGACUGAGUCUAAUGGACUGGAAGAUUUAUCUUUUUCUUUUCUUGAGUUAUGAGAGAGAUGUUGUACUAAUACAUGGAAAACAUGUAAAAUCAUUGAGUGUUUGUUGAAUACUGAUGUUUUUUGAUUUACUAUUAAUUGCUUAACAUGUUAUAUAAUCCUUGUGCUUAUGGGACAUUUUUGGCUUUUUAAUAAUUUUUGCAAAGGCGUGAGUUGUUUUUUUUCUUGAAUUUUGGAAGAUCGACCUCAUAAACCGACAAAAAGGUAAAAGGUCACCAUUCAAACCACGAUUAUUGAUCCCACGGCCAUUACAGCAUAACAUUGUGUAUUCUAUUAUAGCAGAUCUAGAGCCCUGGUUUUUAAAUUGUACUUUUUUUCUGAUGUACUUGCCCUGCAAAAACAUAAUGCAGUGCAUCAAAAUCAAUGUUGUAUUUGACAUUAUGUGAAAAAAAUCACACUGGCAUUUAUAAUACAGAGAAUAAUCAUUAAAACACAACAGUGGCGUAAUGUAAAAAAAACAACAACAACUGGCAUUUAACUAGUGGAAGUUUUUUUAGAGUUUAAAAUGCAGUAUUUUCUUAAGAAAACAAUACAUAGACUAAUACAAAACGAAUCCCUCUCAAUCAUUAUGACCAACAUGUUGCAGAGAGGGUCUCUGCCUGCAUUUUCUUAGUUUGCUGUGUGCUCUUACAUUGCAGUGUGUUUUUAUGUGCUUCAGUCGAGGGGGGGAGACGAAGAGCAGGGAAAACUGCUCUUCGUCUCCCCCCCCCCCUCCCUGCUUCCUGCACGGUUGUGCGGAGGUGUGGGUGUGUUUAUUUGUGCUUUAGAAACGUAACCACCAUGAAACAAUCUGGAAAAUACGAUUUUAUUUCUCUGCUUUGGUCUCGCUAACGCUGCUCCCUCUCUUCAUUCACUCUCUUGCUCGACCACUGCUUUGCUUCCAUUUAGUAUUCAGAAAAUAAUUCAAAUAUUGUGUUAUUUUCAUAACAACAGAGGCAUCGUGUAAAGAACCUGCAAUUUUAAAGGGUUACAAUUCUGAAAAUGAAUGAAUAUUUGGUGGUGAUGAUCAGGGCUGAAGUUGGCUGAAAGACUUCAUUUUGUGAAAGUGGAAAUUAAUAUACAUGUAUAAUUUUCUGGCAGUUUAUUAAUGUGGACAUUUUUGCAAGCAACAUUUUUUUCUUUAAAGUGAGGCACAAGGGUUAAAUUGAUUCAUUUUGAAGCUGGAUGUUUAUGUCUUCAGUACACAGAAGAAUAAAAUCAACCACAGUUUGUGUAA
Messenger RNA from Anarrhichthys ocellatus (wolf-eel), 3216 nucleotides. RefSeq names its product gap junction protein beta 1a (gene gjb1a). Gene Ontology annotation, biological process: cell-cell signaling. Bases 602 to 1360 code for a protein of 252 amino acids. The record is from RefSeq and is a predicted model, not a curated record. The transcript is spliced from 2 exons. Gene Ontology annotation, molecular function: gap junction channel activity. Gene Ontology annotation, cellular component: connexin complex. NCBI's taxonomy places the organism in Eukaryota, Metazoa, Chordata, Actinopteri, Perciformes, Anarhichadidae.